GAGCUAAUAAAAUCGAUUUCCUAACCGGUGAAUAUUAAGACGCAGUAAAUUUGAUACUCAACCAAAAUUGCAAAAACUCAACAAAGAUUGUCUGAUUUUGUGCUGGAUUAAGAGCAAAUUUCCGUCGAAAUUCAAUAACUAAGGCAAGAGGGAAGCUCAAUUUUGGAAACCAUGUCCAACACUCCUCAGUACGACGUGAAACAUCAUGGCACGCCACAGCAGGGCUAUCCCCCGCCCCAACAGGGCUAUCCCCCGCCCCAACAGGGCUAUGCCCCAACCCAACAGGGCUAUGCCCAGCAGACGACCACAGUAAUCGCCACUGGUCCACAGCUCGCUGUUAACCCCGGGGGAUGUCCAGCAUGCGGGGUGGGCACAAUCUCAGAUAGAUUCACCAUUAUUGGAAUCAUCAUCGCCAUCCUGUUCUUCCCGCUCGGUAUAAUUUGUUGCCUUAUGAUGACAGAGAGGCGCUGUGGUUCCUGUGGGGCCACGUAUUAGAUGGCGAGAUCUGACUUUAGAGGACUUUGAGCUCAGAGUUGCUAAAUUAAAAAAAAAAGAUUAACCGAGCAAAGUCAAUAUACUGAAUAUAUAUAGUUAGUAUAGUGGCUAAUCAUCAUACAUGUGUUGCGGCAAGUUUGAUAACAUUCUGGUAAAUGCGAUGCUGGUUUAUAUAGAUAUUCAUGUUUUUUUUUAUAAAACUCAUAAUAGUGAAAAAAGAACUGAUUAUUUCUCUGUUGUUGUUUUUUUUGUCACAACCUGUUGACGUAUACCAUUGUUAAACUUGAGUGUUGAUGGUAGAACCGUCCUCGAUAGAAGCCUACUUUAUAGUUACUAGGCAAUGUAUUAUUGUUGCUUGUUGUUUUUUUACCCCGAAUGUAUAACGUUCUUCUCUGUAAUAUUAUAGUGUGUGCAUUUAAUCUUUGAUUUUAUGUGUUUUUUUAUUAUUUUUUUUUUUAUUUUAAAUUUUUCACUUAUACACGCUCUGAACACCAAAUACAAUGGACUUUAAUAUGUAAAAACGCUGUUUUUAUAAUUUAAAAUGCAAUUAACAGUUCCAACAAAGAUAUGCAACAGUCAUAGAAAGUCUGUGUUUAUAGUUCUAGUGACAUCUAACAUCAUUUCAAGUUUGCAAAUGACAUUGCAUCUGCAACCAUUUAACCCGAAUUGUUUAAAAACAUCAGAUAAAGUGAACUAUUUUUUAUCCAGAAAUGUAUUUAUUUAAUAAGCUGAUUCUUCAAGUAGCAAAUACAUCUAUUUCCACAAUAUUUUUAAGCUUUUAAAAGAAUGUUCUCGAAUUUUCCUUUGCAUUUUAAACCAUCUUCAUUUUUCCCCUUAGGAGACAUGAUUUCUGGCAUUUUGAAUUAUAUUUUUGUCUUACAUUACUAAUAGGGCCAUUUCACCAAUGAUUGUUUUGGUCCCGAGAGUACCGGAUCUCUUUUUUAGUCGAUCGGCUCUAUUUUUGCAAAAUAAGUCGGGAACCUGCGUGUACUUACGUGCACUAACCUAUACCUUCGGGGUAAGAUCUGGCGCGAUCGCAUUAGUCACCCGAGGGUCAACCCGAAGAUAGGCGGACAUCGGCCGCAGAGCGGCCGAAAGCGUCCUCUCUCGAGUCGGGAUCGCCCAUUUUCGGUCCCUAUCGGCCGAACAACGCGCGAACAUCGCUCACUUGCGCACGAGAUACGGGUCUCUACCGGGCCAUUGUCUUGUACCUGCGGGUACUUGCGCUUACUUUCGCAUACUUGCGCCCCUGAAACGUGUCGAUCGCUCGAGAAACGUCCGUGAAUCGUCCCUCGCCGUGGUUCAUUGGUCGGGAUUCAAUCGGCUUAAUGGGAACGAUUGGAGGCGAUUCAGGACGACAAUCUGGCCGAUCAUAAAAUAAAUCAUCGGGGAUAAUCUGGUACAGAUCGGACAGAUUGGGAAAAAAACAAUCCUUGGUGAAAUGGGGGCAUAAGUUAUUAAACUUCUUUUUUAUUUCUUUGAGUAAAAGUUUUACUUCAAUACUAAAACAUUCGCUAUGUAAACAACCUUCUCAGAAUGCCAGGGCUAAGAGAUGCUCUUUAAAUGUAAAAGUAAUAAUAGAUACUUGUACACUUUUGUUGGACAAGUGAACUCGGGAUCGGGCUUGACCCUCUUCGACUAAAUUGCUGUUCUAUAAAUAUAAUAAACACGAUACUAAAAUUU
Molecule: messenger RNA, 2178 nt
Organism: Mya arenaria
Lineage: Eukaryota; Metazoa; Mollusca; Bivalvia; Myida; Myidae
Product: brain protein I3-like
Exons: 3
Coding region: 172-495 (107 amino acids)
Source: RefSeq, a predicted model, not a curated record